Molecule: messenger RNA, 93 nt
Organism: Chondrus crispus (carragheen)
Lineage: Eukaryota; Rhodophyta; Florideophyceae; Gigartinales; Gigartinaceae
Exons: 1
Coding region: 1-93 (30 amino acids)
Source: RefSeq, a predicted model, not a curated record
AUGACUCCCAGUCAUUCCUCUCUCAUGUCGUUGGCCAACGGCACCUCCCCUUUUGCUCAGUGGUCAUCAUUCCCUGCAUCACACUGUGUUUAG